UUUUUCUUUCUAUGUAUGGUCCUGUUACAUCUAUCAACAACAGCAUUGGUUACCUUAGCCUUUCUUGGUUCUAUUGGUAUGACGUUUGUGAUUUUGGCAUGUGCUUUACCUCAGUACAAAUUAUGGUGGCCAUUUUUCGAGGUACUAUUCUACAUUAUGGCACCGAUACCUACUUUAGUUGCAAAACGAUACAACGAUGGCUCUGGUUCUAGCAAUGGUUGUUUGGAAGCGUCCAUAUUUGUUACAAUGGGCAUAUUAGUUAGUUCAUUCGCCUUACCAAUAGUUCUUUCACGUGCUGGGACCAUAGCUGCAGGAGCGUGCUACUUGACUAUAGCAGGAAAUGUUGUGGUAUACCUGACAUUGCUAGGAUUUUUCCUAACUUUCGAUCAAGAUGAUUCUGAUUACAACAUGUGGUAAUUCGGUGUAUGGAAAAUAAUAAUGAUAUCAUAGCUCGGAUAAUUUAAGACUGCUGUUAGGUUUCAUUGCUGUACAUAGAGAAUCGAGGAUUCAGGAAAAAGGAAAAAGUUGAUUUAAGUUAUAAUAUUUUAAUUAUUAUUUUACUGCCACCAUGGAAUCCUACGUCAAUGUGACAGUAUAUUUGAAUAUGUUUGCUAAACAACCAAUUUGUUGGUUAUUUUAUGAUACUUUCGAAAACAGCUUAAAUAUCUUAAAGUAUAAAUAUAUAUUAAUACGAUGUUUAGUAUUAAAUGAUAUGGCUUUUGUGUAUAUUUUUUUAAAUAAUAAAAAAAGAUAAACCAAACUACAUAAAAGACAUAAAAUAAUAACUUGUUUGCAUUAAGUUCCCUUAAUAUGCCUAUAGCUACCAUUUUUUUGGGUUGAAAUUGUCUAUGGUUUGUUUCAUGUCGGCUAAUAUAUUUUUAUGUUUCAACAA
Messenger RNA from Diabrotica virgifera virgifera (western corn rootworm), 892 nucleotides. Its product is annotated as leptin receptor gene-related protein. Gene Ontology annotation, biological process: late endosome to vacuole transport via multivesicular body sorting pathway. The transcript is spliced from 3 exons. Bases 16 to 417 code for a protein of 133 amino acids. Gene Ontology annotation, cellular component: endosome. NCBI's taxonomy places the organism in Eukaryota, Metazoa, Arthropoda, Insecta, Coleoptera, Chrysomelidae. The record is from RefSeq and is a predicted model, not a curated record.